Molecule: messenger RNA, 1777 nt
Organism: Xenopus laevis (African clawed frog)
Lineage: Eukaryota; Metazoa; Chordata; Amphibia; Anura; Pipidae
Gene: ola1.S
Product: Obg-like ATPase 1 S homeolog
Exons: 12
Coding region: 167-1345 (392 amino acids)
Cellular component (GO): cytoplasm; nucleus; nucleolus
Molecular function (GO): ribosomal large subunit binding; ATP hydrolysis activity; metal ion binding
Source: RefSeq, a predicted model, not a curated record
CGACACGCUCCUUCCGCCUCUGGGACGCCGGCUGAUAAGUGAGGGAUCCUGAGACCCACACCUGCAGUCUUCGAAGCUCUUCCUAUUUUGCCUGGAAGGACACGUGCUCAGCACCUAGGAUUUUUUCACUGAACAUCUCACUACCCAGGGACAGCUUGAUGGUAGGAUGCCACCCAAUAAGGCUGAUGAUGGACCAAAACAGCACCCUAUCAUUGGAAGAUUUGGGACCUCUUUGAAGAUUGGAAUUGUUGGACUGACAAAUGUAGGGAAAUCAACUUUCUUUAAUGUGUUGACGAAAAGCCAGGCAGCAGCAGAAAAGUUUCCAUUCUGUACCAUUGAUCCAAAUGAAAGCAGAGUACCUGUUCCAGAUGACAGAUUUGAAUUCCUCUGUCAGUACCAUACACCCGCAAGCAAAGUUCCAGCCUUUCUCAACGUGCUGGAUAUAGCAGGCCUCGUGAAAGGAGCAAGUGCAGGACAAGGCUUGGGCAAUGCGUUCUUGUCACAUAUUCGUGCAUGUGAUGGAAUUUUUCACGUGAUGCGUGCUUUUGAGGAUGAUGAUAUAAUCCAUACUGAAGGAAGCGUCAACCCUGUGCGAGACAUUGAGAUCAUACAUGAAGAGCUCCGGCUGAAGGAUAAAGAAAUGAUCAUAGCUGUUCUUAAUAUGCUUGAGAAAGUGGCAGUAAGAGAGGGAGACAAAAAGUUGAAACCAGAAUAUGACAUAAUGUGCAAAGUCAGAAACUGGGUAAUAGAUGAAAAGAAACAUGUGCGAUAUUACCACGAAUGGAACAACAAGGAGGUUGAUGUGUUAAAUAAAUACUUAUUCCUGACAUCCAAGCCAAUGAUAUAUUUAAUUAAUCUAUCAGAAAAUGAUUACAUCCGCAAUGAAAACACAUGGUUGAUAAAAAUUAAGGAGUGGGUGGACAAGCAUGACCCAGGUGCCUUGGUCAUUCCUUUUAGUGGGGCCUUGGAGCUCAAGCUGCAAGACAUGAGUGAUGAGGAAAAGCAGAAGUAUCUGGAAGAGAAAGUGACACAAAGUGCCUUAGCCAAGAUGAUUAAAACUGUAUACGCCGGACUCCAACUGCAAUACUUCUUCACCGCUGGCCCAGAUGAAGUACGAGCCUGGACUAUCAAGAAAGGGACAAAGGCUCCUCAGGCUGCAGGCAAGAUCCACACAGAUUUCGAGAAGGGUUUCAUAAUGGCGGAAGUAAUGAAAUUUGACGAUUUCAAAGAAGAAGGCACAGAGGCAUCUGUCAAGGCUGCUGGAAAAUACAGACAAGAAGACAGGAAUUACACAGUAGAAGACGGAGACAUUAUCUUCUUUAAAUUUAAUACACCUCAACAAUGAAAAAAGAAAUGAUUUUAACUUUCAAUCAGAAGUAGGAAAAAACGCUACUAAAUAUCAAAAAUACCAAAUAUUGGUAAAUAUUUUUUUAUUUCAAUUUAGACAGAAUAAUCUGUUUAAAAAAAAAACCAAGCAAAAUGAUUCCCCCCCGCCAACGAAAACAAAACAAAAUGUUUAUAUUGCAUUUGGACUAUGCCCCCUCCUGCAAGCAAUAGCAGCUCAGUCAAUGUGCUUUUCAGAUGAUUAAGACCCUUCUGCAAAGCACAGAAGCCUCUCUGCAACCACCCAAGUCUCAUGAUAGUUCAUUAAUCUCCAUCAUGUAUGCCAAGGCUGACACAUCUGACAGAAAGGACAAUGUGCAGUGCUCCAUUCGGAAUCUACAGAUAAUGCAUGUUUUACAGUACUCCAGAUGUCGGCACUCAAUAAAACAUUUGA